Messenger RNA from Arabis nemorensis, 1416 nucleotides. The record is from the annotation of a GenBank genome assembly. NCBI's taxonomy places the organism in Eukaryota, Viridiplantae, Streptophyta, Magnoliopsida, Brassicales, Brassicaceae.
AUGACGGCGAAGCGAGCGAUCGGACGGCACGAAUCUCUUUCUGAUAAGAUCCAUCGACAUCGAGGUCUAUUACUCGUGAUCUCGAUUCCCAUUGUGUUGAUCACUCUCGUGCUUUUGUUAAUGCCGGGAACGUCGACGUCCGUCUCGGUCGUUGAGUACACGUUGAAAAACCGUGAUGGAGGUUCGAAUUCGAGGGGUCCGAAGAAUUACGCUGUGAUUUUCGAUGCUGGAAGUUCUGGAAGCCGUGUGCAUGUUUACUGCUUUGACCAGAAUUUGGAUCUUGUUCCUUUGGGCAAUGAGCUCGAGCUCUUCUUACAGCUAAAACCGGGUUUGAGUGCAUAUCCUAAUGAUCCUCGGCAAUCAGCAAACUCUUUGGUAUCUCUUCUUGACAGAGCAGAAGCAUCUGUUCCCCGUGAGUUGCGUUCAAAGACUCCUGUCAGAGUUGGGGCAACCGCAGGUUUGAGGGCCUUGGGUCACAAAACUUCUGAAAACAUUUUGCAAGCGGUGAGGGAGCUCCUGAAAGAUAGAAGCAGGCUGAAAACUGAGGCAAAUGCAGUUACCGUUCUGGAUGGUACUCAGGAAGGUUCUUAUCAGUGGGUGACAAUCAACUACUUGUUAAGGACUUUGGGAAAGCCGUACUCAGAUACAGUUGGAGUGGUUGAUCUUGGAGGAGGGUCAGUUCAAAUGGCAUAUGCUAUAUCAGAGGAAGAUGCUGCAACUGCGCCAAAACCAGUAGAAGGCGAGGAUUCAUAUGUCAAGGAAAUGUAUCUGAAGGGACGGAAGUAUUUCCUCUAUGUUCAUAGCUACCUACAUUAUGGGUUGCUGGCUGCCCGGGCUGAGAUUUUGAAAGUCUCCGAGGUUUCUAACAACCCCUGCAUCGUGAGCGGCUUUGAUGGUAGUUACAAGUAUGGAGGAAAAGCGUUUAAAGCCACAGCUUCUCCAUCUGGUGCAAGUCUAGAUGAAUGCCGACGAGUAGCUAUUAACGCACUCAAAGUCAAUGAAUCACUGUGUACACACAUGAAAUGCACAUUCGGUGGAGUCUGGAACGGUGGAGGCGGUGGGGGCCAAAAGAAUAUGUUUGUCGCAUCGUUUUUCUUUGAUCGAGCCGCAGAGGCUGGUUUUGUUGACCCGGCGCAACCUGUGGCUAAAGUUCAACCUCUGGACUUUGAGAAAGCAGCCAACCAAGCUUGUAGCAUGAAAAUGAAUGAAGGGAAAUCGAAGUUCCCACAUGUGGAGGAAGACAAUCUUCCAUACUUGUGUUUGGAUCUUGUUUACCAAUAUACUCUCCUCGUUGAUGGAUUCGGAUUGAAGCCAUCACAGACAAUAACGUUAGUGAAGAAGGUGAAAUAUGGAGACUACGCCGUGGAAGCGGCUUGGCCACUAGGAAGCGCAAUUGAAGCCGUAUCCUCACCAUGA